Messenger RNA from Myotis davidii, 4880 nucleotides. RefSeq names its product zinc finger, SWIM-type containing 6 (gene ZSWIM6). The record is from RefSeq and is a predicted model, not a curated record. Gene Ontology annotation, cellular component: Cul2-RING ubiquitin ligase complex. Gene Ontology annotation, molecular function: zinc ion binding. NCBI's taxonomy places the organism in Eukaryota, Metazoa, Chordata, Mammalia, Chiroptera, Vespertilionidae.
AUGGCCACUGCUGUUUGCCCAGAAGGACCACAGGUUCCUUCUGCCAAGUGGCAGCAGAGCCACUCUGCAGGGAAACCUCUGCACCAGCAGCAAAGGCAGAUGAGCGAGGGAAAGCCCAGCAGCGAAGGUUUCCACUUGAGUGGCACAGUAACAGAACCUGCAAUACAAUCGGAGCCAGAAACUGUUUGCAACGUGGCCAUCAGCUUUGAUCGUUGCAAGAUUACCUCAGUGACCUGCAGCUGUGGAAACAAGGACAUAUUUUAUUGUGCCCAUGUUGUGGCACUGUCUUUAUACCGCAUUCGCAAGCCAGAUCAGGUCAAAUUACAUCUUCCCAUUUCAGAAACUCUCUUUCAAAUGAAUAGAGACCAACUACAAAAGUUUGUACAGUAUUUGAUCACAGUGCACCACACAGAAGUUUUGCCAACUGCUCAGAAAUUAGCAGAUGAAAUUCUAUCCCAGAAUUCGGAAAUUAACCAAGUCCAUGGUGCUCCUGAUCCAACAGCAGGUGCUAGUAUAGAUGAUGAAAACUGCUGGCACUUAGAUGAAGAGCAGGUUCAAGAACAGGUUAAACUGUUCCUUUCCCAGGGCGGGUACCACGGAUCAGGGAAGCAGCUUAAUUUGCUCUUUGCAAAGGUUCGGGAGAUGCUGAAGAUGAGGGACUCUAAUGGGGCCCGCAUGUUGACCUUGAUAACAGAGCAAUUCAUGGCUGAUCCUCGUCUGUCACUUUGGAGGCAACAAGGCACUGCGAUGACUGACAAAUACAGGCAGCUCUGGGAUGAACUGGGUGCUCUGUGGAUGUGUAUAGUUUUAAAUCCCCACUGCAAGUUGGAACAGAAGGCCAGUUGGCUAAAACAGCUGAAAAAGUGGAACAGUGUUGAUGUCUGUCCAUGGGAAGAUGGAAAUCAUGGCAGUGAAUUACCCAACUUAACCAACGCUCUGCCUCAGGGUGCAAAUGUCAACCAAGAUUCAUCGAACAGGCCACAUCGGACAGUGUUCACCCGAGCCAUCGAGGCAUGCGAUCUCCACUGGCAGGAUAGCCACUUGCAGCACAUUAUCAGCAGUGACCUAUACACCAACUACUGUUACCAUGACGACACUGAAAACUCCCUCUUUGACUCCCGUGGGUGGCCCCUCUGGCAUGAACAUGUCCCUACAGCCUGUGCAAGAGUGGACGCAUUACGUUCUCAUGGGUACCCCAGAGAAGCAUUGAGACUGGCAAUAGCUAUUGUUAACACGUUAAGGCGGCAGCAACAGAAACAAUUGGACAUGUUCCGAACUCAAAAAAAAGAGCUACCCCAUAAAAGCAUAACCUUGAUAACCAAUCUGGAGGGCUGGGUUGGACACCCUCUGGACCCUGUGGGCACUCUUUUCAGCAGCCUUAUGGAAGCCUGCCACAUGGACGAUGAAAGCUUCCCUGGAUUCUCCAAUUUCACAGAGAAUAUGGGACAGUGCAAAUCUCUGGAAUACCAGCAUCUACCUGCACACAAAUUCUUAGAAGAAGGGGAAUCCUAUUUAACACUAGCUGUGGAGGUAGCCCUGAUAGGGCUGGGACAGCAGCGUAUCAUGCCUGAUGGGCUGUACACACAAGAGAAGGUUUGCCGGAAUGAGGAGCAGCUCAUUUCUAAACUUCAGGAAAUUGAAUUGGAUGACACACUGGUGAAAAUUUUUCGAAAGCAAGCAGUCUUCCUAUUAGAAGCCGGACCAUAUAGUGGUUUAGGCGAAAUAAUCCAUCGGGAGAGCGUUCCAAUGCACACAUUUGCCAAGUAUCUCUUCACCUCUCUCCUACCUCAUGAUGCUGAAUUGGCAUACAAAAUUGCACUGAGAGCAAUGCGGUUACUAGUAUUGGAAUCUGCUGCUCCAGCAGGAGACCUCACCCGCCCACACCACAUUGCGUCAGUUGUUCCCAACCGAUACCCUCGUUGGUUCACUUUAAGCCACAUAGAAUCCCAGCAGUGUGAGCUGGCGUCCACCAUGCUAACUGCAGCCAAAGGCGAUGUUCGGAGGCUGGAAACAGUAUUAGAAUCCAUCCAGAAAAACAUUCACUCCUCAUCCCACAUCUUCAAGCUUGCCCAGGAUGCAUUUAAAAUAGCAACUCUCAUGGACACUUUGCCAGACAUCACUCUUUUGAAAGUGUCUCUGGAGCUGGGCCUGCAGGUUAUGCGAAUGACACUGUCAACCUUAAAUUGGCGACGGCGGGAGAUGGUCAGAUGGCUGGUAACGUGUGCUACUGAAGUGGGUGUUUAUGCCCUAGACAGCAUCAUGCAGAGCUGGUUUACGCUUUUCACUCCCACCGAGGCCACAAGUAUAGUUGCAACCACGGUGAUGUCCAACAGCAAUCAGCAGGAAAAGCUGGCCAGCAGUGCCCGGACACUCGCAUUGCAGUGUGCCAUGAAGGACCCUCAGAACUGCGCCCUCUCCGCACUCACCCUAUGUGAGAAGGAUCACAUAGCCUUUGAGACGGCGUACCAAAUUGUUCUCGACGCUGCUACCACCGGCAUGAGCUACACCCAGCUCUUCACGAUAGCACGGUACAUGGAGCACCGCGGGUACCCCAUGAGGGCCUACAAGCUGGCCACCCUGGCCAUGACCCAUCUCAACCUGAGCUACAAUCAGGACACGCACCCUGCCAUUAAUGACGUUUUGUGGGCCUGUGCGCUCAGCCACUCCCUCGGUAAAAACGAGCUUGCAGCUAUAAUACCUCUGGUGGUCAAGAGUGUCAAGUGUGCAACGGUACUGUCAGACAUUUUGCGCAGGUGCACUCUGACCACCCCUGGCAUGGUGGGACUUCAUGGAAGGAGGAACUCUGGUAAGCUCAUGUCCCUGGACAAAGCCCCCUUGAGGCAGCUCCUGGACGCCACGAUCGGGGCCUACAUCAACACAACGCAUUCGCGACUCACCCACAUUAGUCCUCGGCACUAUAGCGAGUUCAUAGAGUUCCUCAGCAAGGCCCGAGAGACCUUCCUAAUGGCGCAUGACGGACACAUUCAGUUUACGCAGUUUAUUGACAACCUGAAACAAAUCUACAAAGGCAAAAAGAAACUGAUGAUGUUGGUUCGGGAGAGGUUUGGUUGAUAGAAGUUGUAUGAAUGGGGUGGGGGUGGGGGUGGGAGGGAUGGUUUGUUUUUACUUGAGCCUGCCUUUGUAUCCUUUUUAACUUAAAGAACAGAGCCACACCGGUAUUAUAUGUGUAUAGUUCUAUUGCGUUUGCAGACUAAAUUGUCAUGUUGUGAGAGUUCAUGUGUUCCUAAUUUUUUUCUACCCUUUCUCUUCUCUUCUUUCCUUUUACUUUAUUUUUUAAUUCUUUUUUUUUUUUUUUGUAUGAGAGAGACGUUAAAAAGGUUUGGUUUACACUGAGUAUAUGUUGUCAAGUGGCAAAAGUCCACAUAGCUCUCCUGUUUUCUGUAUACGUUCACAGCCUCAAAAAAAAUAAUUGAAAUGGCUUUAAAAACCAAACAAACACCUCCAUCCUGUGAGAAGUACCUCGAAUGGAUUCAGCUUUACUCCUUUGUAACUCAUCUUUACAUUUUCAGCAUAUUUAAACAAACCAACAAAAUGAAAUACUAGUAGUUAAAGGCUGACCCACGUGGCUUUGCAAUGCUGUUCGUCCAGAAGCAUGGCACACGAUGCUUGUGCAUGUGGAAACUUAGCGACUGUCAACAUACAUUCUCAGGGAUUUAUCAAAAAAAUUAAAGAAUGAGAGCAUUUAUUGUACUGUAUAUAUAUUAUAGUAUAUGUCUGAAUAUUGAAAAUAUAACAUUAACUAAUUUAUAAAAAAUAUUCUAUGUAAUGCAAAAUACUUGAAGCUGCAGUAGCUUGGUUUUAAACAAAAACAAAAUGAGAGAAAACCUAUCAGAGGGACUAAAAGUGCGCCUUGCUUCAGGGUUGGCUCAGGCGGUGAACUUCAUACUGGGCAUCUAUGCAGAGCCACCUUUGGAUUGCAUGGUUGGACUGAGAUCUAUUUGGGAGAAAUUAUAUAUGUAUAUGUAUAUUUAUACAACUUAUGUAUACAUAUAUAUGUAGAUACAGACACCAGACACACACACAUACCAACAACAACAACAACCACUACACCACACAUGCUUGUAACAGGCACUAGAAGAAAGAAGGACAACAAAAACACAGCCAGAGCAGCAAGCCUUAGCAUUAAGAAUAUACAGUAUGCCGGAACUGGGGUUCGUGCCUCCUAGCCUACGAAACUUAAAUAUCCUUUUGACACAAACGCAAAAUGUUUUCCAGAACAAUUGACUUAUGAUACAUAACGCCUUUGCAGUGAGCUAAUAAGCUAACCUUUGUGCACAAAUAACAUUAUAUAUAUUAUAUGUCUCUUCUGCAUAGGUAUUUUGACUUUGUGCAGGACAGAAAGUUGUGUAGGUAGGACUGUUCUAUUUUCAGUUUUCUUUCUUUUUUUUAAAAUAUAUUUUAUUUUCUCUAGAAUUACUCAAAACAAAAGCAGCCUUCUAUCUUGCCUUGUCUUAAUGCUUUAAAAUAACCAAACUGGAGAUCUAACUACCAAACUGUUCAUUAUAUUAUGAAAUACCAACUUUGGUUACAGUAUAGUGUCUUUACUUUAGCUGAUGGUUCUGUAACCUUGUGCUUUUUAAAGCAAUUUUUAUGUUUUGGUGCAAAAGUUGUCCAGUGUCUCUUGUUCCCUUCAUUAGAGAACAUGCUAGAGGUAUGUUUGUAGGUAUUUUUGUUUAGAAGAACUAUUUCAUGCGCUCCAUUUUAUUUAUUAUAAUAGGUAAAAAGAAAAAAAAAAGGUUGUACUUCAUCACCCAUGUAAACAUGCUCAUGAAGUUGAAAGUAAUUAAGAUUUGAUACACUGAUAUCAAUUUAUUUAUGUAACUAAAUCACUGUUUUAUAAACUUGUUAAUGAUCAACAA